Selaginella moellendorffii is the source of this 1266-nucleotide messenger RNA. RefSeq names its product GDSL esterase/lipase At5g03980. The transcript has a single exon. Bases 1 to 1266 code for a protein of 421 amino acids. Lineage: Eukaryota; Viridiplantae; Streptophyta; Lycopodiopsida; Selaginellales; Selaginellaceae. The record is from RefSeq and is a predicted model, not a curated record. Gene Ontology annotation, molecular function: hydrolase activity, acting on ester bonds.
AUGAGAUUAGCACUUGCAUCGCAGAAUCAGCACCUCCUCCACCAGUAUAUAAUCCCCGACGUGGAUCCACCACAGCAGCAGCAGCAGCACUCAGGCAAGAAAGAAUGGCUUCCUCCGCCACCUUUCUCACAAUUCUCGCGGUGCUCGCCAUCGCCCUCGUCUCCGUCGAGGCCUCCCGCAAGGCCAAGCCAGGCACGCUCUGCCCCACCGCGCUCUUCACCUUCUCGGACUCCCUCAGCGACUCAGGCAACCGCUACCGCGAGGGCAUGGGCAGCGGCGACACCCUCUCCGCCCUCGCGGGCAGGGACCCCUACGGCGUCACCUACGGCAGGCCCACGGGACGCUACAGCGACGGCCUCCUCAUCCCCGACUUGCUCAUCUCCAAUCUCCGCCUCGAGAACCUGGCCAUCGCCAGCCUCUCCUACAACGGCAGCGAGUUCGUCAGCCUCAACUUUGGCUACGCCGGCGCCACCGUCAUCCCGGUCCAGGGCAACCAGCCCCCAUAUCUUGUCCACGCAAGUCCAGAACUUCCUGCGUCACCAGAAGAGCACCAUCGCGCGGUAUGGGCGCCAGACGAGCCAGCAGUGGUACGAGAGUGCGCUCGUCUACGUGGAGAUUGGAGGGGACGACAUCAACUUCGGGCUGGCGCAGGGUGGCAACUAUGUCGUCCAGGUGGUCGUCCCUGCCGUGGUCAAGGGCCUCGCCGACGCCAUCGCCACCUUGUACUCGGCCGGGGCGCGCAACGUCUUGCUGUUUAACAUGCCCCGGGCGGAUUGCGCGCCUACGUAUCUCCAGGCGUUUGGGGAAUACCAGCCGGGGACGUACCACUUGGACAAGGAUGGGUGCAUUGUGGAGGUUGGCGAGCUCGUCAGCGUCUUUAACUCGGCCAUGCAGACGAUGGCAGGGGAGCUCCGGCAGAAUUACACGGGGCUCAAUGUUUACUACUUUGAUUGGAAUGCGGCCAACACUGAGGUGAUCGAGAACAUGGAUACGUAUGGAUUCACGACGAAUCUUAAGUCGUGCUGCGGUGGCGGAGGGCAAUACAACUGCAAUGGAGGUGGCCUGUGCGGGUGUGGGACUGCCAAUGUUUCAUACACAGUUUGCAAGGACCCGGAUGAGUAUACUACCUUCGAUGGUGUUCACUAUACGGGGCACUUUUACAGGAUUAUGACCGACUUUAUUUUGGCUGGGCAGUACAUCUCCCCAAAUGUGACCCUGCAGAAGGGUUGCAAGGUCAUCCCAGAAGAGCCAGCAGGUCCACUCUAG